GCUUCUGCUGCUUCUGUCUGUCUCUGGCCUCGCUUAGGAGGCGAUCCUGGGGUCCCCGAGUCUGUGCGAUCUCCGGGGCCACUGUCACCUGAGGAGGGAGCCGCGGAUGCUGUGGCUCUGCCCGGACUUGCACUAGCAUCCAGGAAGAAGUUUCAAGGAUUAGCUCUUUUGUGCCUCAUUUUUCUUCCGAAGUAUGUCUUCAGAGUUGCCUACACUUUUGCAAGAACACCAGAAAAUGAACAAAUCCCAGAAAUGCCAGGCAUCGGUGUCAUUUAAGGAUGUGACUGUGGGCUUCACCCAGGCGGAGUGGCAGCAUCUGGACCCCACUCAGAGGUCCCUGUACAGAGACGUGAUGCUGGAGAACUACAGCAACCUUGUCUCAGUGGGGUAUUGUGUCACCAAACCAGAAGUGAUCUUCAGGUUGGAGCAAGGAGAGGAGCCAUGGAUAUUGGAGGAAGAAUUCCCAAGCCAGAGACUCCCAGCCAUCUGGAAGCCUGAUUACAUGACAGAGAUGAGCCAAGAAAACUGGUUUCACCAUGUCUGGAAAGUUGUAUUCAUGAAUAACAAAACACUGACUAAAGAACGAAGUAAUGUGAUACGAAAACCAUAUAGCUUGGAUACAGAUUCUUUUUCUUCCAGAAAAAUACUCUGUCAAUGUGACUCAUGUAGAAUGAGUUUCAACUAUAUUUCAGAAUUGAUUAUCAAUAAGAAAAACUAUACAGGAAAGAAGACUGAUGAAUUUAAUGCUUGUAGAAAGUUACUAUUCAAUAUUAUAUAUGAAAAAACUCAUACUAGAGAGAAAAGUGAAUUUUUUAAAAAUGGGAAAACUUUCAGUCAUGAUGAAGACCCUGUUCAACAUGAGAAGGUUCAAACUUUGCAGCGAAAUUCUGAAUUUAACAUAUAUCGAGAAAGCUUUUAUGAAAAGGCACUAUUUAAUAUAUACACGAAAGAGAUCUCAGAUGGGAAUGAUUGUGAGUAUAAUGAAUAUGGAAGAACAUCCUGUGAGAACCCAUCCAUCUUAUUACAUCAGAUAAUGUCCUUAAACGAAAAUCACUAUGAAUUUAGUGUUUGUGGGAAAUCCUUAUGUGUGAGUGCUACACUUUUAAAGAAUCAUGAGUCACAUAUGAAACACUGUGACUAUAAUAAAAGUGGAAAUAAUUUCAGGAAGAAGUUAUACCUCUCACAACGUCAGAAAACUCAUAAAGGAGAGAAACACUUUGAAUGUAAUGAAUGUGGGAAAGCUUUCUGGAUGAAGUCACACCUCACUCGACAUCAGAGGAUACAUACAGGACAGAAAAGCUUUCAAUGUAAUGAAUGUGGGAAAAAGUUUUGGGAGAAGUCAAACCUCACUAAACAUCAGAGGUCACACACCGGGGAGAAACCCUAUGAAUGCAAUGAAUGUGAGAAAGCCUUCAGCCACAAGUCAGCCCUCACAUUACACCAGAGAACACAUACAGGGAAGAAACCCUAUCAAUGUAAUGCAUGUGGGAAAACUUUUUACCAGAAGUCUGACCUCACUAAACAUCAGAGAACACACACAGGCCUGAAGCCCUAUGAAUGCUAUGAAUGUGGGAAGUUCUUCUGUAUGAAUUCACAUCUCACGGUGCACCGGCGAACUCAUACAGGCGAGAAACCCUUUGAAUGCCCUGAGUGUGGGAAAUCUUUCUGUCAGAAGUCACAUCUUACACAACAUCAGAGAACUCACAUAGGGGAUAAACCCUAUGCAUGUGAUACAUGUGGCAAAGCUUUCUACCAAAAGUCUGUCCUCACCAGGCAUCAGAUAAUUCAUACGGGGUUGAAACCCUAUGAAUGUUACAAAUGUGGAAAAACCUUCUGCUUGAAGUCUGACCUCACAGUACAUCAGAGAACUCACACAGGGGAGAAACCCUUUGCAUGUCCCGAAUGUGGGAAAUUCUUCAGUCAUAAGUCCACCCUCUCUCAACAUUAUAGAACACAUACAGGGGAGAAACCCUAUGAAUGUCAGGAAUGUGGAAAAAUAUUUUACAAUAAAUCAUACCUAAUAAAACAUAAUAGAACACAUACAGGGGAAAAGCCAUAUGAAUGCAGUGAAUGUGGGAAAACCUUCUGCCAGAAAUCACAGCUCACUCAGCACCAGAGAAUUCAUAUAGGGGAGAAACCCUAUGCAUGUAGUGAGUGUGGAAAGGCAUUCUGUCAUAAGUCAGCUCUAAUUGUACACCAGAGAACUCAUACAGAUGAAAAGCCCUAUAAAUGUAAUGAGUGUGGCAAAUCUUUCUGUGUGAAGUCAGGACUUAUUUUACAUCAGAGAAAACACACAGGGGAGAAACCCUAUAAAUGUAAUGAGUGUGGAAAAUCAUUCAGUCACAAAUCAUCCCUCACAGUGCAUCACAGGGCUCACACAGGAGAGAAGGCUUGUCAAUGUAAUGAAUGUGGGAAAAUUUUUUACCGUAAAUCAGACCUUGCUAAACAUCAGAGAUCACACACAGGGGAGAAGCCCUAUAAAUGUAACAUGUGUGGAAAAUACUUCUCACAGAAGUCAAACCUCAUUGUACAUCAGAGAACACACAUGGGAGAAAAUUUUAUGAUUGAAGUACAUAUUAGAAAUGUUGAGUCACAAUUCAGCACCCACUACAACUCAGAGAGUUCACACUAUGGAGAAAGUUCUCUUGAUAUUCUGAAUAAAGUAACCUUCAUCCACAAACUAGCCUUAUUUUACUCCAAAGUGAUGAUGUUGGACAAACUAAUAGACUGCAACAAAAGGAGGACAGUGUUGUUAGGAAGUAACAUUCAAUUGAAUGUCAAGUAACUACUGGUAUAAAACCCUACAAAUUUUUUGAUUUUGUAAAAGUUUUUAGCAAAAAUUCAAAGUCUGUGAUGUCAGAAUUUAUAUUGGGGAGAAAUCUGUCAAUUUGAGACGUAUAGUUUGAAAAUUUUCUUUAGAUGUAAUGUAGUAUUAAUAAUUGCAUUUUUGUUUUGAUGUCAUAAACUGUAAUUUAUAGAUUUAUAUUGUACAAUGUAAAGCUUUAAGACAAAAAAGAAAUAGCAAAAUGAAAAAAGAGAAUCACAAGAAGUUGCAAUAAUAGUAUAAAGAAUUCUCCUGUGCCUUUCACCAAGCUUUGAAUGAUUAUAUCCUACCUAACUAUAUUAUGUUCUCAAGUAAUUGAAGCCACCCUACUUCUUUGUCAGAUAAAGAUCAUAUUCAGAUUUCCCCCAUCUUUACAUGCACUAUAUGUGUUUCAGUUAUAUGAAAUUUCAUCAUUUUGAAUAAUCAUCAGCAUAGGUUACAAAAUAAAAAAGAAAUCUGAAAUCAGUAUUUCAUCAGGUUUACAAAGGAAUAAAGAUUUCACCAC
Molecule: messenger RNA, 3329 nt
Organism: Myotis daubentonii (Daubenton's bat)
Lineage: Eukaryota; Metazoa; Chordata; Mammalia; Chiroptera; Vespertilionidae
Product: zinc finger protein 33B-like
Biological process (GO): regulation of DNA-templated transcription
Source: RefSeq, a predicted model, not a curated record